AUGCAAUAUUUUACAGCUGAGCACAACGAUGUGGCAGCCCUAGCGAUUUCUGGUGCAAACGGCCCCAAACCUUCAGGUCCGGGUACAAUAGGUGCUCCUGUUUCAUUAGCCACUGACAGCGAAUGGGUCGAUAUCAUGACCCGUGCCGAAAGUGCGGACGACCGACAGGCGCUGCAGACGUUCUUUGUCACAGAAGCUGCCCUAAAACCCAAAUUCGAGGAUUAUUAUUUGGGUCUCUGGGAUUCGAUGCUGGACGAUGGCGUGUUCCCAUUUGCCGAGAGCAUCGAUAAUUAUGAGUCAUCGAUGACUCAUCAGGUACCGAACAUCGCGGACGAAUCAGAUGUCUGGCGACUGGAACUGCUGCAGACUAUAAAUAGACAUGAGUCACAACAGAUGGCUGGGAUCACCAAUGAUCUGACCGGCAAACGCGUGGAGACCGACGAGGAUACGGCUCUGUUUUAUGUACCGCACAUUAACGACGUGGAUUGCAACCUGCCCUUCUUCUGCCCUCCCAACAUAGGCCACGCCGUGUUGUACCAGGACAGUUCACUCACAGGGUUGUAUCAGAAAGCUGAGAAGGGCCCCAGAGGUGGCAAUGAGAAGAAGAUAAUCAAACGCAGCUUAGCCAAUAGAAACACGUUAUCUAUAAAUAGAACUGCGUCCGCAACCACGGCCAAGGAUGCCUCUAAGGAUGCGAGCGCGCAGAAAAAACGUAAAAAGCACCCCGCGGAAAAAGCAGAAAAAGUUCUGGUACUUCUGCGAGCACAACCACGGCUUCGAGCGCCGCUGCCAGUGCGGCUGUGGGAACAGUCGGUACUGCUUCCAGUACCACAGUAA
This is a messenger RNA of Sphaeroforma arctica JP610, 837 nucleotides long. RefSeq lists its product as hypothetical. The coding region runs from base 1 to 837 and encodes 278 amino acids. NCBI's taxonomy places the organism in Eukaryota, Ichthyosporea, Ichthyophonida. The record is from RefSeq and is a predicted model, not a curated record. The transcript has 5 exons.